This is a messenger RNA of Caretta caretta (loggerhead turtle), 605 nucleotides long. The record is from RefSeq and is a predicted model, not a curated record. Lineage: Eukaryota; Metazoa; Chordata; Testudines; Cheloniidae.
CCAGGGCAGGCUGGGAGAUGUAGUUCCUGACCCACCUGAGGCCGGAAAUGACGUUACUCCAACCUACGGGCGGAGGCGGUUAACGGUGCGCCUGAGGGGGCCCCGCUCGCUGAUUGGCGAAGAGACCUUGGGGGCAGCCGCCCGGACAGAGACUCCCGGAGCCAGGGGCUGCAACGUUACGUCCCAUCCUUCCAGGGACCAGGGAAGGGAAAUGGCUGCCGUGGGGCCAGUUCAGGGGCCGGUGACUUUCGAGGAGGUGGCUGUGUAUUUCACUGAGGAAGAGUGGGCUCUGCUGGACCCCGCUCAGAGAGCCCUCUAUGGAGACGUCAUGCGGGAGAAUUAUGAGAAUGUGACCUCGCUGGGGUUCCCAGUUUCCAAACCCGAUGUCAUCUCCCAGCUGAAACGAGGGGAAGAGCCGUGGGCCCCAGAUCUCUGGGGCUCAGAGGAAAGAGGGGUCCUGAGAGGCAGCCGCGUGGGUGAGGGAUGAUUAAACCUACUCAGUGCUUGAAGGAAACAGCUGGGAUUCCCAACAAAGACCUUGUGAGGUCUCUGGGUUCAGGAUGGUCCCCAGCAGGUGUCGUAUCCUCAGGGCAGAUACUGUUCAU